CCCCUUCACUCACCCCCUCUGAAGCCCCUUUCUCCUCCCUGCGUGGUGCCCUGCCCCAUGAUGAGUGUGCAGCCUCGGAGGAUCCGCCUAAAGCCCUGGCUGUUAGCCCAGGUGAACAGCGGGAGGUACCCCGGCCUGCAGUGGCUCAGCCCGGACCACCGGCUCUUCCAGAUCCCCUGGAGACACGCCACAAGACACCUGCUUACCACUGAGGAAGAGAACACCAUCUUCAAGGUGAGAGGGAGGUCCGUGUUGAGAAUGGCAUGACAGAUCUGAAUGCUUAAACUCUGUAUGCCGUCAUUUUGAUAUCACACUGUAGUUAGAUCUAAGUUGUCUACUUAGAUCUACUUUUUUUCUAUGAUCACUACUGGCAAGUCGAGGAACAGGCAUUUGUCACAAGCUAAACCAUUUUCAGAAGUGCUUAAUCAAAACAGCACACAGACAUUAUUCCCUGAACUGCAAGUAGCACAUUUCAAAAAGUAUUUCUAAGGAACUCAGUUACUAUGUCACCCACACACUUCCUUAUCCCAAUCGGCAAUAAAUCUAUCAACUGUUUUAGUGAACUGAAAGAGCCUUAGUUUUAUUUCCACUGCUUCUCUAGUGUCAAACCUCUCGGGUUUUCCUGACCUAGUGUAUAAGGAUGUACACAUGAUAUCCACUGCACUAACAGCCUACUCCCUACCUCAGACAUUCUUUUGGCUCGAGUCAUUUCCUCAUUAGCCAUUACCCUGUUCUCCAUUUACAGUGCAUUCAGAAAGUAUUCAGACCCCUUGACUUUUUUCACAUUUUUUUACGUUACAGCUUUAUUCUAAAAUUGAUUAAAUUACUUUUUUUCCUCAUCAAUCUACACCAAUACCCCAUAAUGAAAAACCUGUGGUAAAUUCAAUUGAUUGGACAUGAUUUGAAAAGGCACACACCUGUCUAUAUAAGGUCCCACAUUUGACAGUGCAUGUCAGAACAUCAACCAAGCUAUGAGGUCUAAGGAAUUGUCCAUAGAGCUCCGAGACAGGAUUGUGUCGAGGCACAAAUCUAGAACAUCUCAGGAGAGACCUGAAAAUAGCUGUGCAGCGACGCUCCCCAUCCAACCUGACAGAGCUUGAGAGGAUCUGCAGAGAAAAAUGGGAGAAACUCCCCUAAUACAGGUGUGUCAAGCUUGUAGCGUCAUACCCAAGGAGACUGGAGGCUGUAAUCGCUGCCAAAGGUGCUUCAACAAAGUACUGAGUAAAGGGUCUGAAUACUUAUGUAAAUGCGAUAUUUCUGCUACAAUUUCUGAACACCUGUUUUUGGUUUGUCAUUAUGGGGUAUUGUGUGUAGACUGGGAAAAAACAAUUUAAUAUAUUUUAGAAUAAGUCUGUAACGUAACAAAAUGUGGAAAAGGUCAAGGGGUCUGAAUACUUUCCGAAUGCACCGUAGUUGUGAGUAAUGUGGUUGGUUAAUUGCAGUGCAAGGUAACUUUUAAGGAGUAUGUAACAUGGAACAACAGCUGGGUGCAGAGGCGUCAUGCCCGUAGGGGGUACAGGGGCACAUGCACCCUCAGAUUUGUCCUGUUUAGUGCAACAUUUACAUUUACGUCAUUUAGCAGACGCUCUUAUCCAGAGCGACUUACAAAUUGGUGCAUUCACCCUAUAGCCAGUGGGAUAACCACUUCACAAUGUUUUAUUAUUAUUAUAUAUUUUUUUUUAUAUAUUUUUUUAUUUUUAUUUAUUUUUUAGGGGGGGGGGGGGGGGGGGGGGUAGAAGGACCAUGACCCAUGUAGGCUUAUUAAACAACGGAGAGAGGAAUGGUCGACAGUAGCCAACAUUUUUACAGGCACAUAAUGCCGAAAUUAAAUGGUUUAUUUGUCAUUUGUUCCAGGGCACUUCCAUUAGCACUGCUACCCUUUAAUAAAUACAAUAUAUUGAUUUACAUUUAAUUUAACCCCCACCCAUUUGAUUCCAUCCAGAUGUGACCCCUUCUCCCAUUCAUUAAAAUGUAACCUCAUUCUCCCCCAGGCCUGGGCUCUGGAGACAGGGAAGUACCAGGAGGGUCUGGAUGAGCCUGACCCUGCCAAGUGGAAGGCCAACCUGCGCUGUGCCCUCAACAAGAGCCGGGAGUUCAAACUGAAAUACGACGGCACCAAGGAGACACCUGUCCAGCCCUACAAGAUCUACGAGGUCUGUGACCAGCCCUGCAAUGGAGGUAAGUGUGUGUGUGCAUGUGUGUAAGCAUGCAGGCUCAUUGGAAGCUUUGUCUUAUUGGAUUUAGUUCUUUAGAAUAACUUUGUUGAAUAGAUAUUCAGAUAUUAAUUUUUUGUGAAAUUAAUUAGAUUUUCUCCCCCAUGUUGGUGGCAUAUUCCUUUUGAUUUGGUUUCAGACACAUUUGAUGAAGAUGAGGAGGAGGUAAGGUGUAGACAAAUUACUUUUCCAUUAUCUGAGAACAAUGUGGUAUCUCAAAAUAGUUUGAGAACAAUACCCAUAUAUCAGCUUUUUUACAUAAACAUUACAUUUUGUCUUUGUUUUCAGAUGCCGAAUAUUUUUGGUCUCUCCAUUGGUAAGUGUAUACUGUCAACACACCUUUGCUACUGAGCCAUAGGUGAAUUAAGCAGAAAUCGCUUGGAAGGUUAACCUUUUGAAAUGUGUCACUAUUGACAUUAUGCAAGGUCUUAUGUGCUUGUGUUUGUCCUCAUGUCUCUCCCAGACCCCAUAAUUAGUGACCCACCCAGUUUUCAGGCAUUCCCUACUGCACAUAGGAUAGACGUUCCCUUCAGCUCCCCCCUCAAUGACAGAUAUGGCACCCCCCACCACACACCUAUGUACCCCAGUCCCAACAUGCGCUCCAAUCCCAACGGGGGCAUUACCAUGGCAACGGAUCUCCCUCAGCCAACCAUGGCUCCCCCAGAGUUUUCUACCCACGUUCCAUUGGUGGUGAAGUUGGAACAUGGGGUCUUUGUGCACCCUGGACCCGCAGGACCCUCCAAUGGCCUGGGGAUGGGUGGAGGGAGCAUGCACCCUCCUGUGGUCACUGAGAUGCCCCCCAUGGUUCCUUCUGCUGCAUCUGUGGCUCCGGUUGCCCCUAACCCAGGCGCCGCCCCCAUGGAGGCCAUGUCAGGAGUCCAGAACCAGGAAGAAGGGCAGGCGGUACCACCCUACAAAUAUGACCUGCUGAACAGCCUGCCAUGUGAGUGGAAUAUCACCUAUAGGUCCAUGCUGUGUUAAGAAUACUGCUUUUUGUACUAUGGCUUUACUUUGGCAGUCAGGCACUUCUGCAAUAGUUCCUUGCAUGUUAUCCAAAUAGUCAUUCCCCUACCAUAACAACAGGGUGUGAACUUUAUUUGGUAUUGCUGCGUGCAGCACAAUGCCGACAUUGUAAUACAUUCACUCAAAACAGUUGCCUCCAAUUGACUCAUUCAAUGGAUUAUAGGCUAUCAGGUAUUAGUGAAGUAGUCUGGAAUACCUGUCUGUCACACCCAUCAAAUGGCACACACUGGCAGCUGUCUGAAAGUGUGGGGGAUGGUACGACAGGUUCUGUAGUGAAUUGGAAUAGGCAAAAUCGAGUUUUACCCUUUUAUAGCUAAAGCGUUAAUGUGUUAUUCAUUGAUUCACACCCUUUUUCAGUCUUAUGAUAACUUGGUAUCAGAAUACUAUUAGGCAUGGUUAGAAAGAGCUAUAUUAAAUGUUGACUAAGUGCCCACAAUUCUUCUGGCACUACAUUAUUUGACUGUGGUUUCAGUGACUGACCUGGACAUGAGGUUCCAGUACCGGGGUCGUACGAUGGGCUCCCUGACUGUGAGUAACCCCCAGGGCUGCCGGCUGUACUACGGCCACCUGGAGCCCACACCGGAGCAGGUGGACCUGUUCGGCCCCGUCACCCUCAACCAAGUUCUCUUCCCUGGCUCGGCCGACAUCCAGAACGAGAAGCAGCGAUUCUACACAGAGCACCUGCUGGACGUGAUGGACCGAGGCCUGAUCCUGGAAAUCUGGGAACAGGAUAUAUACGCUAUCAGGUUGUGUCAGUGCAAGGUGUAUUGGUCUGGGCCGGGCGUGGAUGAGCAGGGGCCUCCCAACCCUAUGGAGAGGGAGAGGAAGUACAAAGUGUUCAGCCUCAAUAACUUCCUGCACGGUGAGUCAGUCAAUCCAUUUUAUUGCUGGAUAUUUUAGUCAUCUAAGGCAGCAGUUUCAUAGUGUUUGAAUCCCCAUCUGAUCCCUCAAAACCCAUUUUUUUCAAUUGAGAUCAAAUAAUCACAUAACACCAAAUUAUCCUGUCAGAUAACAAUGCUGGACUUUCAGUUCACUUGAGGCUCUCUGAGUUUCAAUUGAUCCCUGAAUAUUUCAGUCACAUGCCCUUUCUGUGAGUAAGCUCUUGAGUAGUACUGCUAUUGUUGCAAAGCCCAGGCAUCUAAAUGGAUUAGCUGUAGAACAGAUAUCAUAUACACAGUGAUUAUCGCAUUACAGGAGAUGCUGUUGCUCAAGUGUCCUUUCUUUCUCCCUCUCAUGCACACACAUACACACCAACAACAGGGCUCAUCUUGUUCCAGAAGGGUGAAACUCCCACCCCACCCCCGUUUGAGCUCUACUUCUGCUUCGGGGAGGACUGGCCAGACCAACAGAAACCCAAGGAGAAGAAGCUCAUCGUUGUGCAGGUGAGCAGAACGAAUUGACCCCAUACUCUUGAUGAUCAUUGACAGAUACAGUACACACACAUGAAAUGAUCACAUUGACUUAACAGGGACCCUCCCGUCUCCUCCAUCCAUUUCAUGUCCAGGUGGUCCCGGUGGUGGCGCGGAUCCUAACAGAGAUGUUUUCUGGAGAGCUGUCCUGGUCCACAGACAGCAUCCGGCUGCAGAUCUCCAACCCAGACCUGAAGGACCAGACGGUGGAGCAGUUCAAGGAGCUCCAGAGGCUUCUCCAGAGCCAGCACGGCCUGGGACCCUGA
Molecule: messenger RNA, 4911 nt
Organism: Coregonus sp. 'balchen'
Lineage: Eukaryota; Metazoa; Chordata; Actinopteri; Salmoniformes; Salmonidae
Source: the annotation of a GenBank genome assembly